Molecule: messenger RNA, 1358 nt
Organism: Chara braunii
Lineage: Eukaryota; Viridiplantae; Streptophyta; Charophyceae; Charales; Characeae
Source: the annotation of a GenBank genome assembly
GCUUCUUGACUAUGUGGGACAGACCUCUUCGGGACUGUAUGAGAAAGACCACGCCGGACGUCCACGAUGGUGAGGAGUCAGGCACGAGUGUUCAAGGACGUCGGGGAGGAUGAGAACCGCAAGGCGAAGAAGAAGUGUUGCGUGUACAAGUACAUCCGCGUGGGACAGACACUUAGCGAGCGGUUCUGUGAGAAUCGCAUGUUGAAGUGCCUUUUUUGCGGCCACGAAUUCCAGGGCAACCAGUUCGUGUCGGGGCGCCAUUUCCGGCAGGGUAAGGGAUGUUUGACAGUGACCGAUGAGGCGCUUGUCGACAUACACUACAACACCGAGUGCAAGCUGGAUGGGAAGAUCCUUGAGCGGAUGCGUCGGUUUGAGGAGCUUCACGGUCCGGCGUUUGCGAUGGAUCUGUGCUGGGACGAGGGAUGGGUGGGAGAGAUGGAGUUCAAGAAGAGGUGGCUGAGGUUUGUCUACAGUCAACGUCUGUCGUUCAACAUCUUCCGGAGCGAGCCGUGGUUGGACGUCGUCCGACACUUCAGGGAAUUGUCGGGGCCACUGAAGGUUUUGUGGCCUUCGGAGAAUGAGAUUGCAGACAUAGAGACAAUUGUCCACAUGGCGGACGAUGUGGCGGCUAAUCUCGCGGAGGUCAGGGCUCCUUUCUAUGUCACGGGGGCCACCAUCAUGUCGGACGAGAGGAAUUGGACCGUCCACGAGGGUGUACAGACGAAGAAGCAUAACCGACUUGAGUUUGAGAAGGUUGCGAAGUUGGUUGAGAUCUCAGCCAACGUCCUCCUUCUCUCUCCUCCGUGGGCAGGCCUCGAGUUUGCGUUGUCGUGGACUCUAAAUGAGUCCUUGUUGGACGUGGAGGGAGGCAUUGGGACUCGCCGCUCGUGGAAGGGGACAAGAGACAGCAGUACGCAGGAGGAGCUCGAGUGUCAGAGACGUUCGUGGCAGCGAGACCCGUGUGGGUCGAGAGCUCCUCCGAGUGAGGUUGCAGAUGUUUUUCGGACUCGAGGUGCCACAUUGCGCCCGUACCCCAGAGACGACGACAAUGAUUACGAGGGUCGGGAGCAGGAGGACGAGCGGGCGGGCCCCACUACUUCCAGUCAAGCUGCACAGGAGGCUGAUGAGUGGAGCGACCCGGAGGACGUCCGUAGACGGAGUGGUGGGGAUGACUUUUUCGGUGGAGUUGAUUUGCAGGGUGAGGAGGAGUUAUGGUGUCCUUAUGGGAGCCCCGUUGAGCGACAGAGGCCUACGUCACCUGGCCUGUGAUCUGCCAAGCGAGAGAGAGUGCAUGGAUCUGCACCUUCGAGGGGGGUAGAGUCGGGUUGUGGUGGUGGUGCCCCUGGCCAGCUUGUGUC